AUGCUGCAUCCUGCUGGCACCCAACCUAGAGGCGCUGUUCCUCAAGCGCACCGCCGGCCUGACGUUCGCACAGCUGGCAGAAUCAAUUUCGAACCUCCGCGCCAGCGGACGGCAGCCCCGCGCGCUCAAGAAGCUCUAGACCUUGUCAUUGAGGCUCAUGUUCGCCUACAAGAUACAAUACUUGUGGAUGGGGGUGCCCUACAACCGCUUCACGUGUUCCGCCGACGAAGAUCGGCGAGCACAACUCGCCCGUUGUAUGAGCGAGGCCACGAACUGCCAACCACCGCCGCCUCCAGUCCAACACGGCCCCGCACGCCGAGGAAGAGGCUCCGGGGCUACAGAUGUCCCUUCCAAGAUCAGCCUCGAGGGCUCUCUCCAUCGGAGACCCAGGCAGUGACAUUUGCCCUCUGCGCUCCGUACGGCCACUCGCCCCGGUUCAACAAGGUCUACAAAGAAGACCUCAAAGAUAUCCUAGGGCCGGGUUCAAGGGCGUGGUCUUUCCCGAAGUGGGAGUAUCCGUCCGUCUGUGAACGUCUGAGCGCCCUGCCCCGCCAAGGACGGUGUGAUGCGUGUCCCCAGACGCCAUCUGUGUCCAAGGCCGCUGGCUUCCCCGGCCUGCCAUCCGUCGCCCGGAACUAUGUCUCGCCACUGACUGAAGCAGACAUCGAUGAGGUCUGUUUGCGAGCGUCAAACGGAGGAGACCCGACCGUCGUCGCGGCUCGGAUCGAUGAAGAUGAUCAGGGCAACCUCGUCCAGGUUAAAUUCGACAAGCUGAACACCGUUACCCAAUGGUUCAUCAAGCAAUCUCGUGUCCUCGAAGCGAACAAGCACGGAUGGGCUCCAUUGGUUCAAGAUAAACCACCACAUCCCUCCAAGCCUACCAACCCGCCAUCCUUUAAUCAAGGCAAUAACCUUGGACCUGGGACCUCUCCAGUCAUCUCCGCAACUCCUGAGGCUUCUACCCAGAAGACGGACGAAAAGAAAUCCAUCGUCUUCAAGAUUGCUGGUCUUGACACUCGACUAGGGAUCAACAUGAACACCCCUGUUGGCCGGAGCCAAGCUCGAUCCCAUCCGUGCUGGCCGAACAGGAGCCUGAGGGUCGACUACCACGCACUCGAAGGGGUCUCCGACGGGGCGCGGCCCAAGAGAGCCCUCGUCUACGCCGGCACGACCCGAUAA
Molecule: messenger RNA, 1179 nt
Organism: Thyridium curvatum
Lineage: Eukaryota; Fungi; Ascomycota; Sordariomycetes; Thyridiales; Thyridiaceae
Exons: 3
Coding region: 1-1179 (392 amino acids)
Source: RefSeq, a predicted model, not a curated record